Drosophila erecta is the source of this 1336-nucleotide messenger RNA. RefSeq names its product cilia- and flagella-associated protein 58. Gene Ontology annotation, cellular component: cytoskeleton. The transcript has 4 exons. Bases 108 to 1286 code for a protein of 392 amino acids. The record is from RefSeq and is a predicted model, not a curated record. NCBI's taxonomy places the organism in Eukaryota, Metazoa, Arthropoda, Insecta, Diptera, Drosophilidae.
UAUCGCUGAAGACCAGCCAGGUUAAUGAUCUUACGGAAAAGUUACACGAAAAACAACGCGAAGUGCAUAGUUUUAAAAAACAGUUGGAGUCAGUGCACUCUGAAAAAAUGAUGCUUCAACGUAACUUAGAAAAUACCACUCAAGAGCGGGACAAUUUUAGAAUCCUUCAAGCAAAAUCUGGUCAUCAAAUUCAGCAACUGACCACUGAAAUAAGCGCAAACGAAGUAAAAAUAAAUUCUUUAAAUUUAAAAAUAGAACAUCUCAAUAAUUAUAUAAAAGAACUUCAAUCGGACCUUAAAAAUAAAGAAAACUUAGUGGCUGGCUUACGUAAGGAUAUGAGAGAGAUGAAAGCAAAAAACGAAAUGUUAGCAAAGACAAUAUCAAACGAUGAACUAAAGUUUAUGAAAAUGGGGCACGAAUUGGAAGAAAUGAGAAAGGAACGUAAUCUAGUUGGAUUGCAAAUGGUACGACGGAAUGACGAGAUUGUUGUUAUAAAAGAAAAGCUUCAAAUUGCUCAAAAUGCCCUUGAUAAUGGAACAACACAAUAUAAUCAACGUGUGGAAGAUAUAAGAUUACUAAAGAAAGAGAUUUCUAAUCUUCACACUGAAAGUGAAUGUCUAAAACAUGCAAUUAAAAGUACUGCUGACAUGAGAAAGGAAAUUGUACGCCUCCAGCGCGCUCUUAAUCAAGAACAUAUUCGUAUACGUGCUCUAACUGAAGACGCAAGAACACCAACAGGAGUACAUCGGUGGCGUAUAUUAAAAGGAGAAGAUCCCAAGAAAUUUGAAUUGCUUGAAAAAUUACAACUAUUGCAAAAACGGUCCCUAAAGCAAUCAAUAGAAAACUCUAACAUCAAAAAUAAAUUGUGUGAGGCUCAAAAGACUAAUGAAACAUUAAAACGGAUGCUAUCUCAUAUGCCGACUGUGGAGAUAAAGCAUAAGCUAGUAGUACAACAGCGUAUAAACCGACAAAUGGCAAAAAGACUAAAGACUUUAGCAGCAGAGCGUUCAUUAGAUAUGGUCGAACUUAAAUCAAGACAAUGUAUUAUAAAUAGUUAUGCAGGAAAAAUUAGUGAAAUUGGAGAGUUGCCAUUUCUUUCGGAUUUAAAAAAUGAAUUAAAAUCAGGAAUAUUAGACGUAAAAAAUGAAAUCUCUAAGUCGAACAUGUCAUUGGUACCACAAGAGUAUAUGGAAUGUGGCUUGUUUUCAGAUGCCGAUACAAAAACAUCAACAAUGUGUGCGAAAUUAACGGAUAGUUUAAAUCCCAAAAUGUUUAAGCACCUUUAAAAUGUUUGUAUUUCUAUAUUCAAGAUGCAAUUAUUAAAUAAAUUUUUUUU